AUGUUGAAGAAGCUGCACGUGAAUAUUCCAUUCGUAGAGGCUCUGUCAAAGAUGCCGAAGUACGCGAAGUUUCUCAAGGACUUGCUCACGAAUAAGAAGAAACUGGAGGACCUUUCUACUGUCACGUUGAGCGAGGAGUGUUCUGCCGUCUUGCAGAACAAGCUACCGAAAAAGGUGUCUGAUCCUAGUAGCUUUACGAUUCCGUGUCUGAUCGGAAAUCUCACCGUCAGCAAUGCGCUGGCAGACCUAGGGGCUAGCAUAAAUCUUAUGCCAUAUUCCAUCUUUGCUAAGCUCAAUCUAGGCGAGCCGUCUCCUGCGCGCAUGAGUCUUCAGUUGGCUGAUCGAUCAGUGAAGUUCCCAAGAGGGAUUGUGGAGAACAUGUUGGUGAAGGUCGACAAAUUCGUAUUUCCAGUUGACUUCGUCAUCCCUUGA
This is a messenger RNA of Helianthus annuus (common sunflower), 432 nucleotides long. RefSeq lists its product as uncharacterized. The record is from RefSeq and is a predicted model, not a curated record. The transcript has a single exon. NCBI's taxonomy places the organism in Eukaryota, Viridiplantae, Streptophyta, Magnoliopsida, Asterales, Asteraceae. The coding region runs from base 1 to 432 and encodes 143 amino acids.